Messenger RNA from Thlaspi arvense, 1662 nucleotides. Lineage: Eukaryota; Viridiplantae; Streptophyta; Magnoliopsida; Brassicales; Brassicaceae. The record is from the annotation of a GenBank genome assembly.
AAACAAUGUAACAUUUAUCUUUAUUAAAAAAAAAACAAUAUAUAUAGUAUUCGUAUGUAGUACCAAGGGAACUUAUGCUCUACAUUUUGACUGUAUCAAUUUCGAAUUAAUAAAAGUAGAUACGUUGAAAAAGAAAAAAGAAAAAAAAAGAAUCCGGCUUGUUUCACGCCGCCUUGUUUCUAUAGGAUACACCCACUACCGUCUUCUCUUUCUUCUUCCUUCCCGAGGCCAAUCUGUGCAACAACUUACUAUCUCUCUCAUCCAAAUAUCGAAGCGACAUCGUUUUCCAGGUUACUCCACAGUCACAUCCAUGUCCAGGGAAGGAGACACCACCCUCAAGUCUAUCUGCUACAAGCCUGGCUCUCUCCGAUUAAUUGAUCAGAGGAAGCUUCCUUUGGAGACCACUUACUUAGAGAUCCGUGAUACUACAGAUGGAUGGAGUGCAAUUCAGGAAAUGGUGGUGCGUGGUGCUCCUGCUAUAGCCAUUGCUGCAGCUCUUUCUUUAGCUGUUGAAGUUUUCAACUUUAAUGGUUUUGAUGGAUCAUCUGAAGAUGCUGUUGCUUUUCUGGAGAAGAAGUUAGAUUAUUUAGUGUCAAGCCGACCCACAGCAGUUAAUCUUGGAGAUGCUGCAUUGAAACUUAAACAGGUUAUAGCAAAGGCCUUGGCUACUACUACCAAUGAGCCCAAGUCCAUUUUUAAGGCAUAUAUUGAAGCUGCUGAGAAUAUGCUCGAAGAUGAUGUCGCUUCAAAUAAAGCAAUAGGAACGUUUGGUUCAAGCUUAUUGAGGCAGCAAGCUAAAAAUCCUGACAAGCUUUCUGUUCUGACCCAUUGCAACACUGGCAGCCUUGCUACUGCUGGAUAUGGUACUGCCCUCGGUGUUAUCCGUGCACUCCACACUCAAGGAGUCUUAGAAAGAGCAUACUGCACAGAAACUCGUCCGUUCAAUCAAGGAUCGAGACUUACAGCGUUUGAGUUGGUGCAUGAGAAAAUCCCUGCAACUCUCAUUGCAGAUUCAGCUGCAGCUGCACUGAUGAAAGAUGGUCGUGUAGAUGGUGUCAUCGUUGGAGCAGACCGCGUAGCUUCAAAUGGUGAUACUGCUAACAAGAUUGGGACUUACAGUCUCGCCCUUUGCGCAAAACAUCACAAGAUCCCGUUUUAUGUUGCUGCACCUCUAACCUCGGUUGAUCUUUCGCUUUCGUCCGGGAAAGAGAUCGUUAUAGAGGAAAGAUCGCCAAAGGAGCUUCUGAAUACACAUGGAGGACUUGGUGAACGCAUAGCAGCACCAGGGAUCUCUGUUUGGAACCCGGCUUUUGAUGUGACUCCAGCUGAGCUAAUUGCAGGAAUCAUAACCGAGAAGGGAGUGAUAACAAAGAAUGGUAAUGAUGCAUUUGACAUAAGCAGCUUUGCUCAAAAGUAGUCAGCAUUGCGAUUUGCAGAUAUUUUUUCUCCUCUCUAUAACUUGCAAUAAAGCAACACUACGUUGUAACACAAACAAUGAGCGUUGUAAUGUUUUACCAUUACAAACAGGGAGUUAUGUAAUGGUAAAGAUUGUCUGUAGCUUAAUCUAUCUAUUACUACUAAAAGUUAAUGAUAAAUGCCUCUAAAGAUGUUCACAUAUGAUUUAAAAGGUUCAAUUCUAUUAGUACACAUCAUCAUUUAUAA